Messenger RNA from Clarias gariepinus (North African catfish), 4659 nucleotides. RefSeq names its product vascular cell adhesion molecule 1b (gene vcam1b). The coding region runs from base 94 to 3480 and encodes 1128 amino acids. The record is from RefSeq and is a predicted model, not a curated record. Gene Ontology annotation, biological process: cell-cell adhesion. Lineage: Eukaryota; Metazoa; Chordata; Actinopteri; Siluriformes; Clariidae. Gene Ontology annotation, molecular function: integrin binding. Gene Ontology annotation, cellular component: membrane. The transcript has 12 exons.
ACAAUGAGAGGGCUCUGGAGUUGUUAAUCUGCACAGACUCACUGAUUUUAUACUUACACACAGAUCCUGGUAGUGGAUUUAAAGCGUUUCAACAUGAUUCCAGUUCUACGUGUUACACUGACCAUAUUCCUGCAACUCAUCAUCUGCCACUCAGGAGUUUCCCCAUUUAAAGUGAUGGUCAGUCAGAAGACACCACUAUUUCGAGUGGGAGACAGACAGGAGCUCACGUGUCAAGUGAGUGAGUGCUCUGGUGAAGUGACAUUCUCCUGGAGCAGUCUAGAGGACAAACCCCUGUAUGCUGAAACCCAACACUUCACAUCUUCAUCGACUCUGCUCUUCAAGAAUGUUAAUAAAAAACAUGAAAAUAAAAUUCGCUGCACUGCAACCUGCAAAGGCACAAGAGGACAGGCAGCAGCAACAGUUAAAGUGUACUCUUUUGCAAAUAAUCCAGUCAUCUCUGGGCACAACAACCUGGAGUCAGGAAAAGAGAACACCCUGACCUGUGAGGUUUCAGAUGUUUAUCCAGCAGAACGCAUGACAUUGGAGUGGGUGAGAGGAGGUGAAGUGGUCCAGACAGAGAAUAGAGAAUAUGACAAAGAAUCCAUUCAGUCCUUCUACAAGUUUACACCAGAAAUCACCAACAACGGAGAGUCAAUAACAUGUCGAGCAACACUCAGUCUUGAAGGCUUGCCUCAGACGGAGAGCACCAGAGAGACCACAGAGUCCAUGACUGUCCUGUGUCCUCCUGUGAACACAGUGAUCUUUGUCUCUCCUAAUAAUCUAAAAGAAAUGGAGUUUUUAAACAUCUCCUGUGUGAGUGACAGCAGUCCCGUUGGUCACAUGGUGCUAAGCAAAGUGCUGGAUGGAAAGGAGACAGAGCUGGUGUCAGGCGAUGGACCGCAAGUCUCUGUUUCUUACCGCGAAGCCAACGUCAGUCACUCAGGUUUCUACAUUUGCACAACAACAACCUCCUGCAGCAGAAAGACAGACAACAUCACCGUUACUGUUACAGCUCAUCCCGUGGAGGUUUCCCUGCGGCCAGAUAAGAUCCUCAUUCCAGUACAGCGAGGUUCCUCUAUGGAACUGACGUGCAUUAGUUCAGCGUGUCCUCACCCUCGUAUCACCUGGCCAAAUCUGAAGCAUCAACCACGAUUAAGCCGGAGUGACAAUCAGACAGUUGAAUCCCAGCUAGGCCCGUGGAUCGUAGGUCUGGAGGAUAACCAAACGUUCAUUUGUGAAGUUGAAUGUGGCUCUGUCGUGAAGUCUAAACGCACAGAGCUGAGGGUUUUCUCUUUUGCAAAUAAUCCAGUCAUCUCUGGGCACAACAACCUGGAGUCAGGGAAAGAGAACACCCUGACCUGUGAGGUUUCAGAUGUUUAUCCAGCAGAACGUAUGACAUUGAAGUGGGUGAGAGGAGGUGAAGUGGUCCAGACAGAGAAUGGAGAAUAUGGCAAAGGAUCCAUUCAGUCCUUCUACAAGUUUACACCAGAAAUCACCAACAACGGAGAGUCAAUAACAUGUCGAGCAACACUCAGUCUUGAAGGCUUGCCUCAGACGGAGAGCACCAGAGAGACCACAGAGUCCAUGACUGUCCUGUGUCCUCCUGUGAACACAGUGAUCUCUGUCUCUCCUAAUAAUCCAAAAGAAAUGGAGUUUUUAAACAUCUCCUGUGUGAGUGACAGCAGUCCCGUUGGUCACAUGGUGCUAAGCAAAGUGCUGGAUGGAAAGGAGACAGAGCUGGUGUCAGGCGAUGGACCGCAAGUCUCUGUUUCUUACCGCGAAGCCAACGUCAGUCACUCAGGUUUCUACAUUUGCACAACAACAACCUCCUGCAGCAGAAAGACAGACAACAUCACCAUUACUGUCACAGCUCAUCCCGUGGAGGUUUCCCUGCGGCCAGAUAAGAUCCUCAUUCCAGUACAGCGAGGUUCCUCUAUGGAACUGACGUGCAUUAGUUCAGCGUGUCCUCACCCUCGUAUCACCUGGCCAAAUGUGAAGCAUCAACCACGAUUAAGCCGGAGUGACAAUCAGACAGUUGAAUCCCAGCUAGGCCCGUGGAUCGUAGGUCUGGAGGAUAACCAAACGUUCAUUUGUGAAGUUGAAUGUGGCUCUGUCGUGAAGUCUAAACGCACAGAGCUGAGGGUUUUCUCUUUUGCAAAUAGUCCAGUCAUCUCUGGGCACAACAACCUGGAGUCAGGAGCUAAGAGCAUCCUGACCUGUGAGGUUUCAGAUGUUUAUCCAGCAGAACGUAUGACAUUGAAGUGGGUGAGAGGAGGUGAAGUGGUCCAGACAGAGAAUGGAGAAUAUGGCAAAGAAUCCAUUCAGUCCCACUACGAGUUUACACCAAAUAUCACCAACAAUAAUGAGUCAAUAACAUGUCGAGCAACACUCAGGCUUGAAGGCUUGCCUCCGACAGAGAGCACCAGAAACACCACCGUGUCCAUGACUGUCCUGUCCUUUUCCACAGAUCCUACUAUUGAAAGUUCUGGAACAUUUCUGGAGGGUCAAGUAACCAACCUGACCUGUACAGUUGUACAGGUCUUCCCAGUUGGCUCUUUUCAUAUGCAGUGGCUGGAUGGACAGCAAAAGCUGAACUCAGUGCGUGGGAAUUUCUCGGACAAAUUGCAGAACCUUAGCUUGACGGUCCCAUUGAAACCUAAGGACACUGACCGAAAUAAGACAUUUACUUGCGUAGUAUCACUGGAGAUGAAGGGUUUAUCAAGAAAAAAGACAGUAUCUACCACAAAGACAGUGCAAUAUUCACCCAAGUUUACCACCAUUGAUGUGAGACCCCAUAAGAAACCGAGUGAAGGGGAAACUGUGACCAUCUCCUGUCAGACCGACAGCUCUCCAGAGGGUCAUGUGACCUUGAAAAGGGUGCUAAAUGGAGAAGAGACCAAAUUAGUUUCCAGUAAUGGGACCCAAACCUCUUUUAACAUUUCCUUUCUUACUCUGUCCCACUCUGGAAACUAUGUAUGUGAGGCCGUUAAUAAAUAUGGCCAUCAGAGAAAGGAUGUCCAGAUUACAGUGCAAACACCUCCAAGGAAUAUCACUGUGGCAGUACUCCCAUCAAAGGAGGUGCAAGAGGGUGAAAAUAUCACAAUCAGCUGCCAGUCAGUGAGUUUCCCACCAUCCAAUAUCACCUUAAGGAAAUUGAACAAUGGAAAUGAAAUCUACUCUUCUAAUGGCACCUUUCAACUGGUCAAUCUCACUUCCAACGAUACAGGCCUGUACCAGGUCAUUGCUACAAAUGUCGUGGGUUCUGAGACUGAGAAUUUCACACUUAAUGUAAUGAGUAAGAGGAAAAAUCAUAAGGAAAUAUACAAAGCCAUGUUCGAAAAACUUACUUCCACUGACUUUAUAAUCCCAGCCAUUGGCGUGGGAGUUCUGGCAAUGGUAAUCAGCUCUCUGGGACUUAUAAGGAAAGCGAAAAUGAAGGGUGCCUAUGAGCUGUCUGAGAUCAAAGCAGAACUUCCAUAGACUGCCUGGACAAACCUCAACCGAGUCUUCUGCACUGAACGCAAGCGGAGUCUACUGAACCUAAUCAGACUCACAUAUUGUUGGACUGAACGGAAUCACACUCAGUCUCUGUUCAACCGCAACACACACUGCUGAACUGAAAUACUGAUUGGUGAUUCACACUCUAAAUGAAUGACUCAGAAUAUUAAUGAAUCACACUUUGCUGGAUGGAAUUGCCCUUUCCUGAUCUGAAUCAUACUCCACUGAACGGAUUUUGCAUAACUAAAGCAAAAUCUGCUGAACUAAGCUGUGCUUUAAUCAACUGAAUUAUAGACUGUUAAACUGACUCAUACUAGACUAAACUGAAUCACACUGCUGGAUGCACAACACUAAACUUAUAUAAAGAGUCAUCUGAUCUGUCCUGUCAUAACCUGCUUUUCAUUUGUUGUGGUAUUGCAAGUUUAAUAAGUUUCAGACUUAUAACAUUUCUGUGUGUGCGUGUGUGUGUGUGAGAGAGAGAGAGAGAGAGAGUCUGACAGAUAUGGAACAUGAUGUAUAUAAGAACAUGAUGUAUAUAUUUUUUAGCAAAAAAAAAAUGUUUUAGACAGCUUUCUCAUGUCGUGCAUUGUUCCAGGUAUUAUGUGGUAAAGUAGUAGCACAAGCUGUGGUGAGAAUGAUUACCCUGAGUAUAGUUUGUGUGCAGCUUAAUGUAAUGUCCCUUAAUGUUUCUGUUAAACAGUUUGCCCUCUUGUAUUUUUAUAACGGUCUCAUUAUCUCUCUGAUGUGAUAUCAGAAUGGCUGUAUAACUUCACAAGUGUCAUUUAUGUUUUUUAGAGAAUUUUAGUUUCCUAUAUUUUCUGAAAUAAAUAUUUAUUUCUAAAAUGUACCUAUGAUGUAAAAACAUGAAGUGGGGAAAGUUUUGCCGUAAGUGACGUGUAAUUUCCUCCUUGAUUUACUUUCGGUUUACUUUAUUAAGUUUCCAGGAAUUUAUUGUUCAAAAAUUGAGAAAUUCUCUAGGGAUACUUUCAGCCAUUGUUUGCACAGUUCCUUUCCAAUUUAAUGUGGUGCCGUGGAUUCAGAGAAUAUGUAUGUGCAUACCGCAGUGCGACAGUCACUUCCAUAUAACCUUUGUGCAUAGAUGUUUUGUUUGCAAAGAAAACAAUUUAAAUAAAUAUUUAUUUUGUAAAUGCUUUAAUAUUA